Molecule: messenger RNA, 2694 nt
Organism: Dreissena polymorpha
Lineage: Eukaryota; Metazoa; Mollusca; Bivalvia; Myida; Dreissenidae
Product: conserved oligomeric Golgi complex subunit 8-like
Exons: 13
Coding region: 68-2227 (719 amino acids)
Biological process (GO): intra-Golgi vesicle-mediated transport
Cellular component (GO): COG complex
Source: RefSeq, a predicted model, not a curated record
GACCGUUACAACUAAGGGCCCUACAUGCGGAACACUGACGCAAGCUUACAUCUCCAACGAUAAAAUAAUGGAGACAGUAGACGUGGAAGAAGAAAGUAUUUUGACAGCAAUAUUCAAGGACGCUUUCCCAGAAAGCUGGCAAAGUGACCCACAGUUUGUACAGUAUCUGUCUGAGCUAAGUUCUUAUGGAGUUGACAAACUUGCCCAAGAGCCAGAGCGGCUUCGUGAAGAGAAGUGUCAGGUGCUUGAGCAGACCCAGAACCUUGCCUUCAAGAACUACAACACGUUCAUCCACACUGCUGAGUGCUCCAGGGAAAUAUUCCAGGAUUUCCAGAUAAUUGAGAGUCAUGUUGGAGAGCUGCUAGAGAAGUUGCCUGUGUUCUCCACUCACUGUAGCCAGGUCCUCAAGAAGGCUCAGGACAUCACCACCAGCCGUCGUAUGAAUUCGAUGACCCUGACACGUCAUACCCAGCUCCUGGAGAUUCUGGAGCUGCCCCAGCUGAUGGAUACGUGUGUCAGAAAUGGGUACUAUGACGAGGCCCUCGAGUUAGCAGCACAUGUGAAGAGGUUGGAGAAAAAACACUCCAACAUACCUGUCAUAGCUAGCAUAGUGGGAGAGGUGAAGAUAUCCAGCCAACUGAUGUUAAAUCAGCUGAUUCAGCAGCUGCGUACAAACAUACAGCUGCCGGGUUGUCUACGGGUGAUAGGCUAUCUGAGACGAAUGGAUGUGUUCACGGAAGUGGAGUUACGAAUAAAGUUCCUACAGGCCAGAGAUUCUUGGUUUCAAACCAUUUUAGACACCAUCCCUAAGCAAGAUGCGUACACCCACAUUACAAAGACAAUUGAGGCAAGCAGGGUUCACAUGUUUGAUAUCAUCACUCAGUAUCGUGCCAUCUUCUCUGAUGAAGAUCCGCUUCUGUCCACAUCCAAACAUGACACACUCAACGAGGGGGCACUCUUCCAUACAUGGAUCGUACAGAAGGUAUCGCAGUUCCUGUCAACCCUUGAGGCUGACCUGGUCCGGGGGGUGGGGGGAAGGCUGGACUCUAUCCUGGGACAGUGCAUGUACUUUGGGCUCUCAUUCUCGCGUGUGGGCGCAGACUUCAGGGCACUCCUACCGCCCAUCUUCCAGCAAGCCGCCCUGAAUGGGCUGAAACAGGCCCUGCAUCAGGCUGAUAUUAGAUUUGAAGAAACAAUGAGAUCCUACAGCCUCCUAUCAGGCAUGGGGAGUGUAAGUGGGUUACCAUACACACCAUCAACGCAGGCUGGACAACUGUAUCCACCAACAGUUCUUCUAGAGUUCACUCCCCUAGCAGCUUACUGCAAUGACAUCCUGUCUGCACUCAAUGAACUGCGCCUGUGCGCCCCCAUCGCUAUGGUUACCUCCGUCACUGAGGCCCUGCAGAGUUCAUAUGGGUCAAUCAACAAAGUCAUACUAGCUUUCCAUCGAGCUGAAGAGACAACAUUUGACAGCCGAGAGAGGAGCAAGUUUGCUGGUUUCUGUGCAGCGUAUUCCCAGAUCCUCCUGCCAUAUAUCAACAAAUGUCUGCAGGCCCUCUACCCUCCCACCCAGCUUGCCCAGGCCCUGGGGAUCACAGUGUCAGAGAUGAACAAGAUGGGUCACAUAGGAAGAGUGGACAUUGCUGAGGCACUGAAGUCACUCAGGCACAUCAUGCCUGAUUUAGAGGUAAAUAUUGCUGCUUCAGACCCAAUUACUGAAAAUCAGCAUGAAAACUUGGCCCAAACGGCUGAAAAUGAACGCCCUGGUUCUGCAGUUGGUGCAGAAAUAGGUGUACUGAAACCCAGUGCUGCUUUGUACCAUGAAGAGCCAAGUCCUAAAAGUAGUGUUAAAGAGGAAGAUGUCCUUUCAGGAGCUGCUGUUAUAAAUCAGAUCAGUGAAAAGGUAGAAAACUUCAGUUUAGCUGAAUCAGAUGAUACAAUUAGGAAAGACCAUAUUGAAACUGAUGAUCUUGGUAUCAGUGAUGUGGCUGAUCAAGCAAUUGAAAGAUCAGUGGUGGCUACUGAUGAAGAAAUAGAUUUAACUGAAAAACCUGACGUGAAGUUCUCUUUAGAUGAAGAUACUGAAGAAGAGAUUGACUUAAACAAGAUUGCAAGUGUGACUACUGAAGAGGGACUUGCUGCAUCAGAGGAAGUAGUGUUUGAAGCAACUGACACUGAUACUGCGCUAGCAGCCCUUGCUAAUGAUGUAUUGCAUAAGAAAGAUUAAACAGAUCAUAUAAAAGAUUGCAAUCACAGCUUGUUUUGUAGCUAAUUAAUGACUAUAAAAAAUAUAUACUUUUAUACUUGGAAAUUAUGAAAUCUCAAGCAUGUGGUCUUAAAUGUGUUUACACAGACCAUGAUUCGAAAAAUGUAUAUUAAGAAAUUUUAUUUAUGUGGCACAUUCUUCUGAAAUUAAUAUUGAUUUGAAAUAGAAUGCACAUGUGUACCUUUAUGCUAGUUGUAUUAAUUGUAUAGUUGUUUUAUAUCAUCUGAAUGAUAUCUUGUUGUAUAUUGCUUGCUUAAAUCUGUUAUUUUAAACAUUCCAGAAUUAGUUUAAAAUCAUAUACUACUGCACUUCUUUAAACAUACAGCAAUUUUUGCAUUGAUUUGUGGUCAGAUACAGGAUUUUGAUUUAAAGGAAUCAGAACACCAGAAAUAUUGACCAAUUGCAAAUAAAGUUCUUAUAUGCAACUA